AGUUGAUCACCGCGAGCUGGAACGGUUUGAGCCGUUGACGGUUUGACAGUUCGUCUCUGUGGUUAACUUCAUAAACGCACAAACUGUUUGGGGUCUACGCUGGUAUAAUUUUUUAAUUUAAGUAAUGAUUUUCUGCACGUCCCUGUGGCUCGUUAUCCAAGGCAGUUGCCGCCAUCUUUGCCAAGCAUCCGCGUUGGGAUCUUCGUGCAAAUGCUAGUGCCAAAGUCUCAGACAUCCUCAUCCUCCUCGCGCUCACCCAGUUGUAUGUGCAGCAGGUCAAGCAGAAACCGCUUCCUCCUUUCUACAACUCGCGAGAUCCGAGGCCCUACGCCCGACGAGAGCCAAAGAACAAGCUUUCGCAGCGCCUGGCGAAGGACGUGAGUGCCCAAAUCGGGCCUCCAGUCUUCCAACCAUUGUCUUAAUCCUGGUUUCCGUGCUGCGGCUAUGCUUGCGAUGGCAAAAUGUUGCUCAAUGGCUCGUUCAUUCACAUUACUUUAUGGCAGGCAUCAUCCUGUCUACCUGGCUUUUGCAAGAAGCGCUGGAGCUGCGGCGACACACCCCUGCCCGGGCGAUGAUUCAAUCCAUGAUCGACCGGAUGGUCGCGCAUGAUCAAAAACACUUGCUGAAUGAGCUGCUUCAAGCCAUUGACGUGCCAACGCUGCUCUUGUGUGGCCCACGUACUUUGCAAGAGCGCUUAACAGAAGAUGCGCUAAAGAAACACCUGUUGGAGCCCUUCACGAAGGCGAUCUUGGUGAAUGGCUUACAGAAAGUGGGAAUCACUUCGUACCGCAGUCAAGCAGUCCGGCGUUUGGUGCUGAGCUGCCGGGGUGCUGAACUGACUGUGUUGAAGAGCGCGCUGGAUAGUACCGGCGACUACUUCAACUUGCACAAGCUGAUCUACCGGGAUUUGAGGGAACCCGUACGAAGCGAGUUGCUGGCACAUCUUCAGAAAGAAGCCGUGGACCUGCGGAUUGAUGGUCACUCUGUGGGUCUCAAGAUCCUCAGCGAUAUUGAUGACACAGUCGCCUGCAGUGGUGGAUCCUUUCCUGCUGGUCGGGACAAGAGAUUGCCCAAAAAGAUGAUCUACCCCGGCUUCGCAACGCUCUUGCGAGAGCUGGAUUCCAGCUUCACACCAUCGGAGCCAUGCUCCAACGUGGUGUUCUUAUCGGCCAGGCCUCACAUCUACAAAGACGUUUCUGAGCAGAGAACGUUCAGGAUGGUGCAGCAGCUUUUCCAGCAGCAGGUCCUGCACACGAUCCCCAGCAUGCUGGCUGGCUCCCUCGGGAUCGGUUUUGGUGCUCUUGUGAAGCUAUGCUUUUGCAACUCCAAUGCCUGGGAGGAGGUGGGGCGAUACAAGCACACGGUUUUCCAGCAGUAUACAUGUUUGUACCGAGAAUAUGAUUUCAUUUUUUUGCGGUGA
Durusdinium trenchii is the source of this 1420-nucleotide messenger RNA. Lineage: Eukaryota; Dinophyceae; Suessiales; Symbiodiniaceae. The record is from the annotation of a GenBank genome assembly.